AUGGCACAGUGGAAUAACACACAUUUUACUGAAUUUAUUCUUCUUGGACUAACAGAUAAUCAUAAACUCGAGAUUAUACUCUUUGUCCUCUUUUUUAUCUUCUACAUUAUCACUCUCACUGGUAACAUAGGCAUCAUAGUGGCUAUCAGGGCAGAUUCUCGUCUCCACACCCCUAUGUAUUUUUUUCUCAACAAUCUGUCAUUCCUAGAUCUGUGCUAUGCCACCAUUAUCACCCCCAAAACAUUGGUGAAUUUUUUGUCAAAGUCAAAAACCAUUGGUUACAAAGAAUGUGCGGUACAGAUGUAUUUUUUUGCAGCUUCAGUUACCACUGAAUGCUUUUUGUUGGGCAUCAUGGCCUAUGAUCGCUAUGUGGCAAUAUGUAACCCACUACUAUAUUCGGUUGUCAUGAAUAAAAAGAUUUGUGCACUGUUUGUAGCUGGUGCAUAUACUCUAGGUUACCUUAACGCAACCCUACAUACCAUCACCACUUUUCGACUACCAUUCUGUAAGACUAACAAGAUUGAUCAUUUCUACUGUGAUGUUCCUCCUCUCCUGAAAUUGUCCUGCAUCAAGACCACCAUGAAUGAAAUAUUGAUGUUCAUAUUUGGAGGUUUUGCAGAAACAAGCUCCCUCACCACCAUCAUAGUGUCCUACACCUACAUUAUAACCAGCAUUCUUCGAAUUCGCUCAGUGGAGGGGAGGAAGAAAGCGUUCUCCACCUGUGCCUCUCACUUUACGGCUGUCAUCAUAUUCUACAGCACCAUUCUGUUCAUGUACUUGAGACCUUCUUCUACUUAUUCCAUGAGCCAGGACAGAGUUGCAUCCGUGUUCUAUAGCGUGAUUAUACCUAUGUUGAACCCAUUAAUUUAUAGUUUGAGGAACAACGAAGUGGCACAAGCCUUUAGGAAAAUUAGGACAAAAUAUUGUUGUAAAGGUAAAUAA
This is a messenger RNA of Bufo bufo (common toad), 942 nucleotides long. RefSeq names its product olfactory receptor 1044-like. Lineage: Eukaryota; Metazoa; Chordata; Amphibia; Anura; Bufonidae. Bases 1 to 942 code for a protein of 313 amino acids. The transcript has a single exon. The record is from RefSeq and is a predicted model, not a curated record. Gene Ontology annotation, molecular function: olfactory receptor activity; odorant binding; G protein-coupled receptor activity. Gene Ontology annotation, biological process: G protein-coupled receptor signaling pathway; sensory perception of smell. Gene Ontology annotation, cellular component: membrane.